Messenger RNA from Medioppia subpectinata, 304 nucleotides. The record is from the annotation of a GenBank genome assembly. NCBI's taxonomy places the organism in Eukaryota, Metazoa, Arthropoda, Arachnida, Sarcoptiformes, Oppiidae.
UUCGACAAACAUGAUUCUGUGUAUGACUUUAUUGGCAUUCAUUGUACCCAUCGUUAUGUCGGAUGUGAUUAAAGCCGAUUGUCUGGCGUUGAGUCGCGAAGUAAAGGCUGUUGGAGGUGUGAAGAAUUACGCCUCCAUGAAGAGUGUGUCCACCGAUAAGAUCUAUAACUUAUUGAGAGACUGUUUCAUGAAUGACGACGGCUUUCGGUAUAAGAGGCAACGGAUACUGAUGUCAGGACCCGAACCCGAGACCGGAUCCGAGACACGACAACAGCGGUGGCCAAACAAUAAGCUCUUGUAUUGA